GUGUAUUUUGGUUUUUGUAUUCCUUUAUUGAGAUGAUCAAGGCGAUCCUUGUAUUCAAUAACCAUGGGAAGCCACGGAUGACCAAAUUCUUCACUCAUUAUGUAAGUAUUGUAUCCUCCAAGAAAUGGAGUUUUCUUUUUAAGAGCACGAAGUAAAAGUAGGUAAAGUUGUGUGUGGUUCAUAAGAACCUUCCGUUCCGUAUUUUAACCUACAAUGUAAUCAUACAUAAGAUACUACAACUAGUGGAAAUAACCUAUGUUGUACUGUCUUUUGGGCUGCCAAAAUUCAACUAGUAAAUUUGCGACAACACCUGGCCUAUGAGAAAUUAUGAAGGAUAAUGCGAAAAAUUGCACUUAGAGGCUUACUUCCACUUGUCCACUUCACAAACGCAAAAACUCCGUAGCUUUUAUAAAGUAAACACUAUUUUAAAUGACGUUAAUUUCUGCCUUCCAACUUUAUUUUAGUGUAGUUUUUCCCGUUAUUUUAAGAAUGAGAAGCCAUGAGUUUAAUUGCGUUCAACAUUAGGAGAAUGCAACCUAAACUGAAUGUGAGAAGCCUGGGCACAAGCAUUUAGCAGAAAGAAUCUCGUUUUUAGGUUGUUUCAACUACCGGUGAUAUGUCAUAGCCUCCACGGGCAAGGUGCACGUGCAUCUAAAAGGAUCAGAAUGCGCGCAACUGUUCUUUCUUCCACGUUCAGCUUUGCUCACUUUCUAUCAAUCAAUCAAUAACCUUUAUUUAUCCUUUAUUUAUAAAGCCUAUGGGGUCGAGCAAAGCAAAAAGAAGAAAUACAAAACUACUAUUAUUAUCAUUGUACAGUAACUAAUUUUUUUACAGACUAAUUAUAAAAUAUUACAAGUAAUUAGAAAUUAGUAUUUACAUCACAAAUUAUAAUAAAUAUUACAACGAAACCUGCAUUAAGUGGACACCCUCUAUUAAGCAGACCGUAGCCAAAGUCCCCAAAUUUAUUUCCUUAUUCUAACUUUCUGAGCUGAAAUAGCUGCUCCAUUUAUAGAUCUGGUAGUACAGUGGAACGUCUAUUCAGGGGACACCCUCGGGAGUCAGGCAAGUGUCCUCUGAAUAGAGGUGUCCCCUGAAUGAUGGUCGGAGUGGGGUUUUUUAAUAAUUAGCCAACCAAUUAAAUAUUUUUAUUUUAUUCUGCCUCUGAAUCUGCUACAGUCAUGAUUUCAAGCAGCUAGAUAAAAUUAUGUGUAGAAAAUCAUGAUUCUAGGCAUAUCUCUGUGAUAUGGUAUGUUGAAUUCCCACUAGUACAUCUUAAACAACAACUACAAGUCAUGAACUAAAACUCAACAAACUGUUAAAAACUUGGUCCAAUUAUCAAUUGCCCUCUUGAUCUAGUUCACUUUUACUUUCCUUGCAUUUCAUGAAAGUAUUGUGGGUCAUAAUAAUGCAAUUUUUUGUUGUUGUUUUUAACAACAGUUUUGGUUGGAUUUCCAGUGACUUCACAUCCAAAUGAAUGAAUAAUGUGAGAAGUGACAGUUGUGUAAAUUUAUGCAAAUUUUGUGCAAUCAAUCAUGGUGCAUUUCUUUACCCAAUAUUUUUUUUAACAAGUAUUUCUACCUUUAUAAUUUCUUUUUGUCUGACUAGUUGGGUGAUACUAAACCAAUAGAGUCUUUGCCCUCAAGGGCGAUAGGUCAAUAGCCCAUUCAGCUUUGCCUCAUGGGCUAUUGACCCGUAGCCCUUUUGGGCUACAGGUCUAAUAAUUUAUUGUCAAGUAUUAACUAUGGUAUUAUUUUUCUCAUAAUGAGCUAACAUAAUUUUAAAACGUGUUUUGAUUUUGAUUAUAUCAGGACUGUGGUGCUUAUUUCGGGGCAGCAAUUGUUGACUUUUUUUUUCUCCCAAAUGCGGCAAUUAAUCAGGGGCAGUUCUUAUUUGAGUAAAUAUGGUAAUGCACCUCUCAAAUUUUGAGACAAGUUUUGAGAAAAAUAGGGUGCAUCAUACAAGAGUAUAACAUUCUUUAAUUAUGUUUUUUUUUCAGUCAGAAGACAUGCAGCAUCAGAUCAUUAGAGAGACAUUUCAUAUUGUCUCAAGGAGAGAUGACAAUGUCUGUAAUUUCUUAGAAGGGGGAACGUAAGUUAUAACUUCUAUUUUUCUCUCAAUCAGAUGAGGUCAUGAACAGAAUAUUCUGUUUUGCGUGUAGAUAAUGCCAAUAAGUAUGAGGUCUAUUACUAUCCAGGGGGGUUUAAAAUUCUAUGGAAACAGUUUUUUUUGUUUGGAGUGCCGGUUAUUCUCUCUACUUACAUUGUACCCUGCUGAAUAAAUAGGUUGGAUUGGCCAAGCAAGAUAAGGGCAAUGCCCAGUUUUGUCUGUACACUUAUAUUCUGGACUUGGUGGUUUACUUGUGACUUUUAAGAGUACUGCAUCCUGAUAAAAAAGAGGUUUUAAGACAAUCUGUUGAGGGGGGUAUUAUGCCUCCCUCUUUAUGACCAUGCUAUAAAUGAAGUAUCAUUUUGUAGAUCAUUAUCCAUCAUCACUCUGUUGGUCGGGUGGGAAACAUUUUCUGAACUUGUGCGAAGGUGUUGUAGUAGUAACAAUUUUUAAUUUGCUUUUGCAGGUUGAUUGGAGGUUCUGACUUCAAGAUAAUUUAUCGUCACUAUGCCACACUUUACUUUGUUUUCUGUGUGGAUUCUUCAGAAAGUGAGCUAGGAAUUCUUGAUCUUAUCCAGGUAUGUUUAUGACUAUGUCCUGUUAAAUGUUGUUUAAUCUACUUAUGAAAGGGUGGAAUCAAUUUUUGGAUAUGAAUUUUAAAUGGUAAACAAUAAUGACAAAAUUCUGCUCAAAAUCGUAUGUGUCUGACCCAACAAAUUAUACACCUUAAGUUCUACCUUAUCCUAAGGAUCAUAGAAAGAAUGAUAUUUUCUUAGCUUUCUAAUUUUGAUUAAUAUAGAAAAAUGUUAUGUAUGGUUAUAGUUGAGCAUUUUGCUCUUGCGCUUGAUGCUGUUUUGUUUUAUUAUCAAGUAAAACAGGCCUCAUUUGUUUAAAAGGUGGAUAGCACUAUUCAACGGAUAAUUCACUCUCCAGUGGAUAAUUGUCAGGGAAACAAAUUGCAAAGUUACUCAUUGGUUAGAGAUUUAUCUAGGCAAUAGUGUUAUGGACCACUGAACAAAUGGGGCCAGGAGUUUUUUAAUAAUUUGUUUUGCUUGUUUUGCUAAGUUUUAGACAAUUGACUUACCAUUUUUGUUUUGUGUGUGUAUUAUUUUGUAGGUUUUUGUGGAAACAUUAGACAAAUGUUUUGAAAAUGUCUGUGAACUAGAUCUGAUAUUUCACAUGGACAAGGUAUGUCACUGAGCAACAAAUGAUGGCUAAUUAACCUUACACUUAUUUCAUUCGUAUGAGCUAAGUUUGGUUAAAUUUAAGGAUGCAUUUCGUGAUUUACACCUGAGUCAUCAGAUAAAAAAAUCCUGUUUCCAGUUGUUUAAAAGAUAGCGCCAUACGCUGAAUACGUAGCUAUUUAGUGGAUACGUAUUGGGACACUAAUAUUGCGGUAUCCACUGGAUAGAGAUUUAUCUGAUGGAUAGUGUUAGCGACCUUUUGAACAGCUGGAGCCAUUGUAUCCAAAAUGCAACUUUGCCGUGUGAUCCACAAUAGCAAUAAUAAUAUUAUGAUGGCAAAAAAGUAGAACAUGACAUCUGGUGAUACUGAAAAUUUAUUAAUCUUUGGUUAUAUUCUGGGCAGUCAGCUAAGGGAUCCAACUUUGGAUGCGACAAUAGGAAGAGAAGUCCUUCAUCUUAAGGUUCGCGCUAGAUGAGAAGCUGUCUUGUGAGAGGCACCAUGAUUGGUGUCAUGUACUAGUUUUGUCUGCAUGAAAAGUCAAUAAAACCACUUUGAACUGAGAAUAAAGCAAUAAAUUAUAGCUUCACCUUUGCCCCUGCCCUGCAUUUAACCUUAGAUCACGCUCAAUUUUCGUUUCGCUUUGUAAUAACAUUCCGAUGCGCAAAACAUAAAGAGAAUGUAUGAGAACUGCUAAAAUUGGGUCUGAUCUCAGGUUACUGCGUUCCGAAAUGGCAGAUAAAAUGGACAAAAUAGUAAUAUAGGUUAAGUGUGUAUUUACAUUUCUUUGAGUUCCUGCUGGCUAUGUUCAUCCCAGUCCCUCUUUACAUCUUUGUGUUUGUUGUUCAGGUUCACUACAUUUUACAAGAGAUUGUCAUGGGUGGAAUGGUGUUAGAAACUAAUAUGUCAGAAAUUUUAACCCACAUUGAGGCCCAAAAUAAACUCGAAAAAUCAGAGGUGAGUCCUCCAGUCUAGGAAGCCCAAUUUUUUCAUUAUUUUCCAUACACAUUUGUUCCUGUUAAUUUAUUGUUUGCAUGUAAACCAGUUUUGAAGCCACCUACAGGGUUCUCAUUACAUGUAAGUGCCAGCAAACAGCUAAAAAAUGUUCUACUUUGAGGUCUGAGUCAUCUACUCUUGGAGAAAAGUGGGUAAAGUGAGAGGUUAAAGCCUCAAAUUGCCUACAUUACUUGAUUGCCAAGCCACCUACUUUUACAUCCUACCUGUCUAAAGUAAAACUUAAUGAGAACCCUGCAACUAAAAAUAGAGGACUCCAAGCUGGGUAAGAAUUUUUUAUCCAUGAUAUUUAAGAGUUUUAAGGCUUCACAUGUUGUGAGAAUUGUGUCAGCACUAUACUAGGAUUCAUCUCUCAUGAGAUUGGGGCACUCUAGGGUCUCUGAAAUGAUAAUGGACAUGUUUCCGUCCAUGGGUGCCAGUAUAUUUAGUAAUUUAAGUCGAUUUGGUCACAACCAAGUUGAUCUGAAGAAGGUUCAGCAUUUUGUCACUACAGAUGUGGUAAAUUUUAAAUGAGCUAUUAACAUUGCACUUUUUGUCUCAUUUAGGCUGGUAUCAGUGCUGCACCUCAAAGAGCCAUGUCUGCUGUCAGAAAUAUUAGUCCUAACCUACACAAUCUACCAAAACCCAAUAUAAAUCUACCAUCUAUGCCUUCACUACCACAUAUUAACCUGCCAUCCUUUAAAUAGCCGUAGAUUUAUUCUAUUUUUAUAAGUAUAAUUAUCAAUAUGACAAUAUCAAUAAACCUGUAAUGCUAGAGUUAUUCCCAGCUCAAAGUAAUUUUAUUUUGGUGUUGUACAGUAUAUAAAAUUGUUAGAAUAUUCCCAGUUGUUGUGUUCUUAGAAAGUUUGUUAGGUGUAUACAGUUGACUCCCUUAUAUUAUUGAAAACCUUGUGAACAUGAGUCAUUGUCAUUUUAAAUUAGCAAUAGUCCAAACAUCUGUACAUUUUGUUGGCGGGGAUUUAGCCACAGUCCGUAUUUUCAGGUUGUCUGUAAUGACUAGGUGUCACAAGGUGAUAGUUGACUUUAUUUUCAUAGCCUGUGAGCAAGCUCUCCAUUCCAAGGGCCAAGCGGAGCAAGCUGCACGAGAACAUGCGAGCAAGAAGCUUGCUGCCAGGGGCAGGGGAAAGCCCAUUCCCUCCCCC
Messenger RNA from Porites lobata, 5444 nucleotides. The record is from the annotation of a GenBank genome assembly. NCBI's taxonomy places the organism in Eukaryota, Metazoa, Cnidaria, Anthozoa, Scleractinia, Poritidae.